UAACGUUUAAGAACACUUUAUUUACAUUGGUGAUUCAUUAUGAAAGUGCAGCAUGUGUUAAAUUGUGGCUUCUCCAGUUGGUAUCCAGCUUUUAAGAAUGUCACCCCACGAAGCUUUAUUAUUCCACUACCCAAACAGUUUGUCGAUUACCUGAAAGCUGAUCGGGUUUUCCUUCCAGAAGGUUCAGGUCAAAUCCAACCCAAAGGCCGUGAGGAUGCUGAAAGUGACGACGAAGACUACUUUGAUGAUGAUUAUGAAUGGAAUUCCACACAAGAUGAAAAUCGGGUACCAGACUUCCCAGAGUUGGAUAAAAAAAUCCGAAGUUGUAUUGAAGAACUUGAUGGGGAAGUGUUCCCCAAAUUAAACUGGAGCUCUCCAAAGGAUGCAUUUUGGAUUUCGUUCAGUAAAACUCUUCUCUGUACCUGCCCAGCUGAUAUUUAUUUACUGUUGAAAAGUUCAGACUUUGUUACCCAUGAUUUAACCAGUCCCUUUGAAUACUGUGAGGAUGCUGAGUGCAACCAGCCAGAGUUAGAAUACAAUUUGGUCCUUAGAAGAUGGGUGAACAUUCAUCCAGGCUCAGAAUUUCGAUGCUUCGUUAAAAACGGAGCUCUUCUGGCUAUAUGUCAGCGACAUGAUUCCGAGUACUACAGCUUCAUUGAGCAGAAUCUAGAAAGCAUCAAAACAGACAUUACAACUUUCUUCAAACAGAGAAUUGCGUCACAGUUCGUCCUUAAAGAAUAUGUCCUUGAUGUCUACAGAAAAAGACAGGGUAAAAUAGUACUUUUAGAUUUCAACCCUUUCGGGCCAGUUACUGACAGUCUAAUGUUUGAUUGGCCAGAACUGUUGUCUGAUCAUCCUUUCCAAAAAUCUUCCACUGAUGUAGAAGGAUCAGAAGAUGUCCAGCAACUUCCUGUAUUUCGAUAUAUCCGUGAGUCAGAAAGUGCAAUGAAACCAAAUCCUUAUGCCUACUACGCUCUGCCUAAAGACUUUGUAGACUUAUCCCUGGGCACCGACCCAUACAAAUUAGUUGAUUUCUUAAAACUGCAAAAUUCUAAAAUGAAAACUGAGGAAUCAGAUGAAGAGAAAUGAUGAUGCUACGGUGAAUACAGUGUACUUGAGUAGCACCGACUGUCUUUAGUUGGUGUCUGUGUGUAUGCUACAGACUGUUAACUGAUGCUGCAACUCUUCUUGUCAUCCAUUGCUCAUCCAAUAUUUAUUCUAUUUUUAUUAUUGUAUAAUAAACAAAUCAUUAUUAUGAGCCAA
Messenger RNA from Octopus bimaculoides (California two-spot octopus), 1263 nucleotides. RefSeq names its product translation initiation factor eIF2 assembly protein. The record is from RefSeq and is a predicted model, not a curated record. NCBI's taxonomy places the organism in Eukaryota, Metazoa, Mollusca, Cephalopoda, Octopoda, Octopodidae. Gene Ontology annotation, cellular component: cytoplasm.